Leopardus geoffroyi (Geoffroy's cat) is the source of this 10051-nucleotide messenger RNA. RefSeq names its product cyclin dependent kinase like 5 (gene CDKL5). Gene Ontology annotation, cellular component: nucleus; dendrite cytoplasm. The transcript is spliced from 19 exons. Lineage: Eukaryota; Metazoa; Chordata; Mammalia; Carnivora; Felidae. The record is from RefSeq and is a predicted model, not a curated record. Gene Ontology annotation, biological process: positive regulation of axon extension; regulation of dendrite development; protein phosphorylation. Bases 279 to 3284 code for a protein of 1001 amino acids. Gene Ontology annotation, molecular function: ATP binding; protein kinase activity.
CCUCUGCGAGAGGGCGGGGCCGGAGGUUUCCAUUAGUUGUCCCUGCCACUGGGAAAGGUAAAGCGGCGACGGCGGCCUCAAGAGCUGUGGGGUCCCCGGCUGGAGGUGGGAGACUCGGCGGGGGAAUCAUUUAAUACUUCACAUUACAACAAAAUGUGAAAGUUCCUGCCAACCUGUGAGAAUUUCUUCCUUCAACAUUUUCUAUUUACUGCACAACUUUCUCAGUUCUUUUUUGAUGCCAUGUUUUGUGGCUUGCAUCAAAAGAGGAGUUUGUCUUCAUGAAGAUUCCUAACAUUGGUAAUGUGAUGAAUAAAUUUGAGAUCCUUGGGGUUGUAGGUGAAGGAGCCUAUGGAGUUGUGCUUAAAUGCAGACACAAGGAAACACAUGAAAUUGUGGCAAUCAAGAAAUUCAAGGACAGUGAAGAAAAUGAAGAAGUCAAGGAAACGACUUUACGAGAGCUUAAAAUGCUGCGUACUCUCAAGCAGGAAAACAUCGUGGAGCUGAAGGAAGCCUUUCGUCGGAGGGGGAAAUUGUACUUGGUGUUUGAAUAUGUUGAAAAAAAUAUGCUUGAACUGCUGGAAGAAAUGCCAAAUGGAGUUCCACCUGAAAAAGUUAAAAGUUAUAUCUAUCAGCUAAUCAAAGCUAUUCACUGGUGCCAUAAGAACGAUAUUGUACAUAGAGAUAUCAAGCCAGAAAAUCUCUUAAUCAGCCACAAUGAUGUUUUGAAACUGUGUGAUUUUGGUUUUGCUCGGAAUCUAUCAGAAGGCAAUAAUGCUAAUUAUACAGAAUAUGUGGCCACCAGGUGGUAUCGGUCUCCAGAACUCUUACUUGGAGCUCCUUAUGGAAAGUCCGUAGAUAUGUGGUCAGUGGGCUGUAUUCUUGGGGAGCUCAGUGAUGGACAGCCUUUAUUUCCUGGAGAAAGUGAAAUCGACCAACUUUUUACUAUUCAGAAGGUGCUAGGACCACUUCCAUCUGAGCAGAUGAAGCUCUUCUACAGUAAUCCUCGAUUCCAUGGGCUCCGGUUUCCAGCUGUUAAUCAUCCUCAGACAUUGGAGAGAAGAUACCUUGGAAUUUUAAAUAGCGUCUUACUUGACUUAAUGAAGAAUUUACUGAAGUUGGACCCAGCUGACAGAUACCUGACAGAACAGUGUUUGAAUCACCCUACAUUUCAAACCCAGAGGCUUUUGGAUCGCUCCCCUUCAAGGUCAGCAAAAAGAAAACCUUACCACGUGGAAAGCAGCACUUUGUCUAAUAGAAAUCAAGCCAGUAAAAGUACUGCUUUGCAGUCUCACCACAGAUCCAACAGCAAGGAUAUCCAGAACCUAAGUGUGGGUCUGCCCCGGGCUGACGAAGGCCUUCCCGCCAAUGAAACUUUCCUAAACGGAAAUCUUGCUGGAGCUACUCUUAGUCCCAUGCAUACCAAAACCUAUCAAGGAAGCAGCCAACCUGGGUCUACCAGCAAAGAUCUUACCAACAACAAUAUACCACAUCUACUCAGCCCAAAAGAAGCUAAGUCAAAGACAGAGUUUGAUUUUAAUAUUGACCCGAAGCCUUCGGAAGGCCCAGGCACAAAGUACCUCAAGUCAAGCAGCAGAUCUCAGCAGAACCGGCACUCAUUUAUGGAAAGCUCUCAGAGCAAAGCCGGGACGCUGCAGCCCAGUGAAAAACAGAGCCGGCAUAGCUACAUUGACACUAUUCCCCAGUCCUCUAGGAGUCCCUCCUACAGGACCAAGGCCAAAAGCCACGGGGCUUUGAGUGACUCCAAGUCUGUGAGCAACCUUUCUGAAGCCAGGGCCCAAAUUGCAGAGUCUAGUACCAGUAGGUACUUCCCAUCCAGCUGCUUGGACUUGAACUCUCCCACCAGCCCGACCCCUACCAGGCACAGCGACACGAGAACUUUGCUGAGCCCCUCGGGGAGAAAUAAUCGAAGUGAGGGCACUCUUGACUCCCGCCGAACCACAACCAGGCAUUCUAAAACGAUGGAGGAAUUAAAGCUGCCAGAGCACAUGGACAGCAGCCAUUCCCAUUCUCUGUCCGCACCUCAUGAAUCUUUUUCUUAUGGGCUGGGUUACACUAGCCCCUUUUCCUCCCAGCAGCGUCCACACAGGCAUUCCAUGUACGUGACCCGGGACAAAGUGAGAGCCAAAGGCUUGGACGGAAACUUGAGCGUAGGGCAAGGAAUGGCGGCCAGGGCCAACAGCCUGCAGCUCUUAUCACCUCAGCCUGGAGAACAGCUCCCUCCAGAGAUGACUGUGGCUCGAUCUUCCGUUAAAGAAUCCUCCAGAGAAGGCACCUCUUCAUUCCACGCAAGGCAGAAGUCUGAGGGUGGAGCAUAUCAUGACCCCCACUCUGAUGAUGGCACCGCCCCCAAAGAAAAUAGACACCUGUACAAUGAUCCUGUUCCGAGGAGAGUUGGCAGUUUCUACCGAGUGCCAUCUCCUCGUCCAGACAAUUCUUUCCAUGAAAAUAAUGUAUCAACCAGAGUGUCUUCCCUACCAUCAGAGAGUAGUUCUGGAACUAACCACUCAAAAAGACAACCAGCAUUCGAUCCAUGGAAAAGUCCUGAAAACAUUAGUCAUUCUGAACAACUCAAGGAAAAGGAAAAACAAGGUUUUUUCAGGUCAAUGAAAAAGAAAAAGAAGAAAUCUCAAACAACAGAUUCCACCAACGGGGAGAAUCCAAGCAUCAAGAAAUCCCUCUUUCCUCUUUUUAAUUCAAAGAAUCAUUUAAAGCAUAGUUCUUCUUUGAAAAAGCUUCCUGUAGUCACUCCACCCAUGGUACCCAAUCCUGAUGGCCCUGAUCUUCUGACACUACAGAAAGCCAUUCACUCUGCUAGCACCCCGGGCAGCAGACCAAAGGAGUGGCGUCCUGACAAGAUCUCUGAUUUACAGACCCAAAGCCAGCCGUUAAAAUCACUGCGCAAGCUGUUACAUCUCUCUUCAGCCUCAAAUCACCCGGCUUCCUCAGACCCCCGCUUCCAGCCCUUAACAACUCAACAAGCCAAAAAUUCCUUCUCAGAAAUUCGGAUCCACCCCCUGAGCCAGGCCUCUGGCGGGAGCAGUAACAUCCGGCAGGAGCCCACACCCAAGGGCCGGCCAGCCCUCCAGCUGCCAGGUCAGAUGGACCCUGGUUGGCACGUGUCCUCUGUGAGCCGGAGUGCCACAGAGGGGCCCUCCUACUCUGAACAGCUGGGUGCCAAGAGUGGGCCAAACGGGCACCCUUAUAACAGAACAAAUCGGUCUCGAAUGCCAAAUCUGAAUGAUUUAAAAGAGACAGCCUUGUAGUGUGCGCUGGGGUAGGGGAUGGGGGGUAGGUAAGCCAGUGGAGAGGGGACGGGAGGGUGUGGGUGGGUGGGGAAUGGGCUGGGCUGGGCUGGGCUGGGCUGGGGUGGUCAGCCAGUAUUUUCAGCUUUAUGAAGGUGAGUGCAAUAUUGUAUGUGUGGAGCCCUCUGGCUCCUCACGGCCACAAAUGCUAGUCAGGGAUCUCAGAGGCACAGGAGUUCCUUAGGGACCACCAGUCCCCUCGGAUCUCGUGUGAAAAUGGAUAGAAUGUGCCACUGAGGAAGAAGACAUUCUUGCCAGUUUCUCCCCUGUACAUUCCAGCUUUAGUGCAAUCCCUGUUGAACUUGGGAAAGCCAGGGCAUGUUCUGGUACUGCAAGGGAUAGAAGAAUUCAUGUUGACCGAUGCCCUUACCACAGAUUUUUUUUGCCUAAACUAAACGUGGGGUUUGUUGUAAUCCAAGCAUAUCCCUUUGAAGGGUUAGCAGAUGAACUAACUGUAUGUCUUAAAUUGUUUUCUAAACUCCCAUAUUUGAUAGGAUUUGUAACAUUUAUUUAUAAUUAAUAUUGUACUGUUCUAAUCAUACCUUUUAUGUUAAAUGUAAAGUUAUUUUGAGCUGUUUGGAACAUUGUGAAGCAGUGGGACAGCUACAGUAGUUUCUAUAAAAACUAAACAGUAACAUUUAUAUAUUGCAUCAGGAGUAUUUUAUUCUAUAUAUAAAUAUAUAUAUAUAUGGUAAAUAUCUGUCUGUUUUCUAAAUAUAAUCAUUUAAAGAAAGUAUCGUUAUGACACUAUCUGCCAUAUUUUUAUACAUUUGUGAUAUGAAGUGAGUAUUAUACUUCUAAUCAAGGGAGUUGAAUUGUGGCUCUGUGUGACCAACAGUGGGAACCGUGCUCAACUUUUAGGCCCCAGCAGUAGCCUCUAGACGUGGUCCUUGGUAGCAGAUGAGAUGCAGCAUCUCCUUCCGAACCCACAGGCAAGAAAGCCAGCUAGGCCAGUGAGAGCUCAGCACGCCUCGUCUCCAUCCUCACGGUUGGCUCCUGUUCGCAUCCAGGGACGAUCCCUGUACCUGAGGGGAGAACAGAUCCAGGGUGACUCAUGGGUCUUCGUAGAGAGAAUAUGCUCUUCUCCUUCGCGUUAGUGUAGAGUGUAGACCAAAGAUUUGCCAGCGAACAUUCCUAGUUGCAAGUUCGUAAGAGGCACCUGUCUGCAGGUCUUGCAGACCAGCUCUAUGCUCCUGAAUCCUGUGCACUGUACCGGAGACUUUUGGCUGGUGGGGUGUGAGAUACAUGUGCGGCAUUUCUAUUUCUAAGUGUUUUGUUGUUGUUGUUGUUGUUGCUGUUGCUGUUGCUCUUUCCAGUAUAUUUCAAAGGCUCCGGAAGCAAUUCCAGAUAUAGAGAAAAUUGCUGUAUUCACUCUUUCUUCCUGGGACUGUCCAUUUAUAACAAGGUUAGCAUGUACAUCAGUAUAUACACACACACGGUCAGAACAGGACUUCUUUGCCUCAUUUGAUCUCCUUCAACUCCCAAGUUACUCCCAAGCGUCAUCAAGGCCUUUCGCCAGCAAGGGUUAUAGCCCAGUGUCUCUGGGCCAUCCUUGACAGAAAUCACCUCAACGCCAUCCAUCAAGAGAAUUAGAUUUUUGGAAGUAGUCUCUUAGCAAUAAUAUUUCUAAAGCUCCCCCAUCCCACACCCCUCAAAGGGAUAACUUCUCAAUAUUUAUUACUUGUCCCAGGAUUCUGAGAGCAUAAGCCCCCGAAUCAAGUCAGGAUAAUUGAAAUGUGCUGAGUUACUGUUCCCCCUCCCCCGAGAUUUUGAGAAUCAGCUCUGAUGAUUAUGAAGAUUAUAAUGAAAAGGUCUUGGUUUCUUUGAAGCUUAAAUUGUGUGCAUAUUACAUUUUUAUAUAACUACUAUAAUGAUGUGUAUUGAUUAUAUAUAGAGGUCAUUUUAAGGUGCUUUUUAUUUGGUUUUAAUAAGUAUAAUAGGCACUAAAAUGAAACUCAACUGGGUACUAUCAUUAAAACAAGUUGAUUCCAACCAAUAGUCUGCAUGCUCUUCAGUUCUUUUUAUAUCUUGUUUCUUUCACCAGUUCUGUAACUGUUGAAGUAGCUCUGAAUUCUGGCUUUUCCCAGGCAGCUGCUCAGUUAUAUAAGUGACGCGAACCUUAGCAGUUUUCGCCUGGACACUAAUGACUCUGAAAGGGUGUGUAACUCUUCUUUUUCAUACUAAAUUUGUACCUUGUAUCCCCCCUUGCAGACCAGAAACUACAUUUUUUCCUCCGGAAAGACUUCUCACUGUGCUGUGCGCUUAGGAACUGCGCAGUCACAUUGCCAUGCUGUGGCAUUUGAGGCUCGUUGUCACCUAGGGGCUGGUUUCCCAUGUUUUCAUCCUUGCUAACACUGGGAUCUCAGAUGUUUGCAGAACAUUUAUAUUCAUGGUGGUUCUUCAAAGAAGGGCUAGAAUAAUUGCCUUCUACCUAGAGCAAAGUAAACCUAACUGAUGAAGAGUCAAUACAUACUUUUCAUACAUUCCCAGAUUUGAGCCAGAAAAUAUCUACAGUGUUUUCAACUAGUAUUUUUGAGGUAGCUCUUUUAUCCUCUUCUCAGCUUUUGUCCAUUCUGACUUUUCAUCGACCUCAGUAAGCUGUAAUAAGUGAACUACAAUCCACACUUGUGGCAUGUAUAAUUCUCUUCCUGCUCGCUGUGGGGGAUGGUCAAGUUUUCUCUCAAAUCUAAUGGGCCCUCUCUUAGCUUUUAACUGUUGUUUUCCUCCGGUUGAUGAAUCAUUGACCUCACAAAAAUUGCCAUCCACAAUGAGAAGGACUUGAUUUAAAGUCACGAAAGUCUACAUUUUCUUUAGGAAGGGAAAGUUAUGAUGUCCACGUUCUAUUCUCUGCCCUUACUUCCUAAAGGAUAGACUAUGGCUGAAUGAAGGCUUAUGAAUCACUUUGUGUUAGAGAAGUGUUGCUGAUCACCUUUUGAAAAGAAACUCUGCUUCGCUCUUUUUCUACUUUUGCUCUGUCGCCAUCCUCGUUUUUCUUCUCUGAAGUCCUGGAUGAACUUUACUGAACCUUGCUUGGUCUCAGUCUGAGGGCUAGCCUCUUCAGAGCCCAAGAUCAAACGUGCUCCGUGCUAAGGAGCUCCAGUGAGUCGUCUCUGUAGCAGUGGUUCUCAGUCAGGGCCAAUUCUGCCUCCCUGGGACGUUUGGCAAUGUCAGGAGACAUGGUUGGUUGUUAUAACUGGGAGCGGUAGGGUGCCCCUGGCAUCUAGUGGGUGGAGGCCAGGGAUGCUGCUGAACAUCCUGUGUACACAGGACCCCCCACAAACAAAGCAUGAUGAGCCCCAAAUGUCAGUAGUGGGGAGGUUGAGAAACCCUGCUCUACUGUACUCCAGGCCCACUCGUCUGCAGAGCUUGGCUCUGUCCUGGCUCUCUCCAGGCUACGGGAGAAACUGCGGGUAUGAAUUCUUCAGUAUCCUAGUCUCUGAAAUAAUCUUCUACCACUCUUUUUGAAUCCCUGGAAUCCUGUUUGUUUUCAUUGUCUUGGGCCUGCUAAACGGUGCAUUCUUUGGGAGGAGACCAGAGUGGCUUUAUAGGUGUUUGAGAACUUAAAUUCUAGGUCACCAUCUUUAGAAAAUCUUUCACAGAGCCAUGAGGCUUAUAUUUAGAAGCAAGCAGCAGCCUGGCAGAUUGGCAUGAUUUUUACCAACUGCUCAAAGGCAUCCAUGGCUUUUAGCUGUGUCUCCCAAAAGAAAAUGUCAUUGUUUUUUAUUCAAGUCAUUUAAUAGCUCUUUACAAAUAUUGGCGUAUGACAGACCGAUUAGAAGCAAAAAACUCUUUACUGGUGGUUGUGAUGUGGCUGUUACAGGAGUGUUUGUGCUGUACGCUUUGGUUAAAUCUGUUUUAAAACCUGCUUUAAGAUUUGCCAUAUGCAGUUGUGCUUUAAUUCUAAGCUCAGAGCUGUGCUGGUUAGUUUCUAGUCGUGUCAUGUAUUAUAAAGUAUGUUGUGGUUGUAGAGUUAGCCAGUUUAGCAUGUUCCUAAUCUGAAAAUUAGUGGACUUCGCUAGGAAAUGCUAUCCCAUUUUCCCUUCCCAGCACCCCUUAUCUUAGUUAACGUCAUAGUAUCCUCACUUCUUAAACUAGUUUUUAGAGUAAAUAAGGAAAAAAAGCCAUUUAUUUUUCUUCUAGCUAUGUAUUGAGAAUGACUCAAUAAGUGUACAACUUUUUUUAACGGCCAGAGGGUUACUUUUCAAGUGUGUAGAAGGCUCUGUCCAUUUCUGUUCACCAAGGUCCUGGUGGUGACCCAACUUUCAGCAAGGGCAAUCAAUCGCUCAUUGCGACUUAUUCCCAGAGUUCAGCUGGGACUCAGAAAUCUGCAUAUUCUCUCCUGGUCACAACAUUUUUUCUGGAGAGCACUGCUUUUAUAUCUAGAAGUUCGUUAACUCCUACAUUAUAGUGGGAUAUUGAGCUCCAUGUGAGCACUGAGAUCCACAGACUCACACUGUUGUGAGCUGGGGAUGUGGUAUGUGAUACACUGAACCGAGUCAGAGCAUAUUGAAAUAUUUCCUUGCCUCCUUCAGUUCAUCACUAUUAAAGUGUGUAGGCAGAGAAAACUGAUUUACACUUAAAAAAUAAAUAAAUAAAUAAAUAAAUAAAUAAAUAAAUAAAUAAAUGGUUUCUUUAAAAGGGCCUGCAGAAAAGUGUCCUGUUGCUAAUCUCCAGGGCCAGAAUCUCACAAGAACGUUCUCUCAGAGAUUUUAAGAACCAUCUUACAAAACAAAAACUUGUAAGUGGUUCUGAUUUCUUCAUUUUGUAUCUUAACCAGCUGAGAUAUAUAGAAUAUCUUGAGGUGUGACCCAUCAGCUGGGUAAAAAAUUCCGUCUUCGAAACCAUAAGUAAAUGCAAGAAAAUGAGGCCGUGACAGGGCGAGUCCCUUGUCUGUCUGUCUGUAUACACACAAUGUGGUAGAAGUAAGGUGGCGAGGAAACUCUGGGCCUGCCGCCCUAUCCUAUUCUAUCCUAUUCUAUUCUAUUCUAUUCUAUUCUAUUCUAUUCUAUUCUAUCCUAUUCUAUUCUAUACUAUUCUAUUCUUUUUUAACUGAAUGUACUAUAAAAGAUCAUAGACUUGUGCCAAGUCAGUUACUACGUAAAUAUUCAUUUCUCUUAGUGCUUUGUUGAUUCAUCAGCGUUAGGCCUGGUCCUGACUCCACCUUUCUCUACUCCAGGCACUGGCCCACCUUUCUGUGUAUUUCCUAUAGGAUAUUAAAGAUGAUCAUGACCUACAUUGUAUCUUCAUUCAAUAACUGUUCACUCCCAGAUUUGAGGGAGUUUGUCUUUUGUUUUGCCAGAAAAAAUUUGUAGUAGUCUGCACGUUGGAUUUCCAGGGCCAGAGAACUGCGGCAGUGAAACUGGUUUCACUUCUAAGGCCCUCCAUUACCCAUAAGGUUACGCUCUCUGAACCCCAUUUGAUCCUCGGGUCGUAUUUUGACCCUCCUUUGGAAUCUUAAAAAAAAAAAAAAAUCAGUUUCCAUGUUGUAUGCAGAUUAGAAGUUGCCUUGUUUGCUACUCUUCCAGCACAGAGUAUCAGGGAGAAAGAGGCCUUAUCUGUUCCUCCAGCCCUUCCGUUUUGACAGACUGCUAAGAAUUCCUCAGGACUUCCUUUGGUUUGGGAUGUUACUUUCCCAAAAGCCUGAUCUGAUUCGUUUCAGGCAUAGACAAGUUUGUCCUAGUGCCCUGCUUCAGGGCUAAUCGGACGAAACCCAGGAAUAGAAAAGGUAGAUGCCUUGACUUUUGUCCCUGUUGGGGGAUUAAAGUGUUUAUCGCCAGAGUCGUCAAAAGCUCUAGUUAUAAAGCAUUCAGAGUUUCAAGAAAAAAAAAAUGAAGCUUUUUCUCUUGGAGAACUUUCAAGUUCUCCACCGUGGCUUAGAUUUUCCAAAAUGGAAAGCAAAGCUCGUAUGAACUCCAUUUUCACUAGAGGUACACAAGUGAGUAUAGUCCUCUCAGUCUCUUUCCCUCUCCUUGUUUCCUCCUUGGUCACUGAUUGAGUCAGGCUGGAGGGGUAAGCUAUGAUCGCAAGAAGUGGAUUCUCACUGUAAACUUGGAUUGAUUAACAGAAACAAUAAAACCAAACAAAAUAGUUGCCCCUAAUUCCUAUCUCCAAGAAUUGCUUUGUGCCAUUUCGAAUUCAGGUAGUUAUUCUGUAUAUACUUAGAAGACUGUUCUGAGCUUCUUCAAUCUCUAGGAAGUUCAAAGGGGGUAUCUGGGAAGACACAGGGCAGGGUGACUUCGAGAACCCUACUCAUGCAUGAAAUAAAAAAUAGGGAUAAGCCAGAAUGAUGUAACAUCCAAAUUUGUGGUAGAUGAAGAAUCAGUGGAAAUUCUUAAUUGCACAGACUUUAUAAUCCAUAAUACAGAGUGUAAUUCCAUACUUUUUACUGUGGCAAGGGUGUGACGUGGUGUUAACCUUUUUAAUUUUUGAAUCCAAACUGAACUUAAAGUGUUGACUAUUUAAAUUCCUCACAAGCUAAUUAUGAACCAUUUGUAAAGUGUUUAUAUAACUCUUUGUAUCAUGUGUUGGUACAUCUUAUCAAGUUUUUUCUGGCAUGUAUUCCAUUCUAAACUUCUGUAAAAUUUCUAUUGUUGCUGUAAAUAUUAUACAAAUAUCUAUUCCGUGGUAACCUUAAUUAUCAGCAUGAAAUGGUCAAUUUUUACUGAGCACAAUGUAUUUUUGAAUGGAUCUUCCCAAAUGUCUUUAAUAAAAUGCAGAUUUUGCACUGA